Messenger RNA from Rhodofomes roseus, 4566 nucleotides. Its product is annotated as alpha-aminoadipate reductase Lys1p. Bases 74 to 4375 code for a protein of 1433 amino acids. The transcript has 6 exons. Gene Ontology annotation, molecular function: phosphopantetheine binding; L-aminoadipate-semialdehyde dehydrogenase [NAD(P)+] activity. NCBI's taxonomy places the organism in Eukaryota, Fungi, Basidiomycota, Agaricomycetes, Polyporales, Fomitopsidaceae. Gene Ontology annotation, biological process: L-lysine biosynthetic process. The record is from RefSeq and is a predicted model, not a curated record.
GUCGUCGUUGUUGUCGUUCUCGCCGUCGGCUUGCUCCCAAACAGAAACGUCAAGCUUUCAGAGAUAGCGUACCAUGAUGGACGCGCGGAUGGCGAGGACACUCGCUCGCCUACAAAAUCUGCCAUCGAUCUCGCUCCCCACAGACUAUCCUCGGCUCGCAGGGAAUCGACUGGUCGAAGCCGCUUUUGCUGCUGACCUCUCGGAACCAACAUGCAAGGGACUCUUGAAGCUUGCUCUAUAUAACGAGAACGAGGACGCGGAAGAAGAGGAAGCACCGGAGGUGAGAGCGCCCUCACCUUUCCACAUCCUCCUCGCCGCUUUCGCUGUGCUCCUACACCGCUACACCGGCGAUACAGAUCUUGUUAUUGGCUCUUCGUCCGCAUCUGCACGGGAUCCUCUCGUUCUCCGGAUAGCAGUAAAUCCGGAUGACCCAUUCUGGGCGGUCGUGCGCAAGGUGCAGCAAGUCGAGCAGGAGGCAGAGGCAGACGCUCUGCCGUACGAAACCAUCGUACAUGCGCUGGGAAAGGACAAGCAUGAUACUGCAGAGAGCGCCCGACCCCUCUUCCGGGUGCGUUUCUUCGACGAGACUGACACACCACAAGAACACUUCCUACGCAGCACCAGCCUUACCUCCGACCUCACCGUCUUCGUGACCCGCCAACAUGAGACCAGCCGGAGCUCUGUCGCACCCCACAUCGGUCUUCGUCUGCUAUACAACUCGCUUCUCUUCACGCCUUCACGCAUGACGUGCAUUGUCGACCAGCUCUCGGUCCUCCUACGGAAGGUCGCCGCAAACCCCGUCGCGCCCGUAGGGUCCGCCCCUCUGCUCACCCCUGCCCAACGCGCUAUCCUACCAGACCCAACAGCCGACCUUAACUGGUGUGAUUGGAAGGGUGCCAUUACAGACGUCUUCUCGCGCAAUGCUCGCCGAUGGCCUGACCGUCCAUGCGUCGUUCAAUGUCUUCCUCCCGCCGGCUUCGACCACCCCCAGGAGAAGCGCACAUUCACCUACAAGGCCAUCCAUCACGCGUCCAACAUUCUCGCCCACCAUUUGCUGCAGGGGGGCGUUCAGCGAGAGGAGGUGGUCAUGGUGUAUGCGUACCGCAGUGUCGAGCUCGUCGUCGCGGUCAUGGCCGUCCUCAAGGCGGGCGCAACGUUCUCUGUGAUAGACCCCGCAUACCCACCGUCCAGACAAACCAUCUAUCUCAAGGUAGCACAGCCUCGAGCAUUGGUGGUGCUCAAGGGCGCCGGCCGGAUCAGCCCAAGUGUCCGCGACUUCAUCUCGUCUGAACUCCAAAUUCGCGUGGAAGUUCCUGCCCUGGAGCUGCUCGCAGAUGGCCAGAUUGUUGGUGGACAGGGCGCUGACGGCAAGGACGUCUUGCACCCGCAGUUGUCGCUAGGCGACAAGGACCCGGACGUCGUUCUGGGGCCCGAUAGCGUCGGUACGCUAUCCUUCACCAGUGGCAGUACGGGCAUUCCCAAGGGCGUGCGCGGGAGGCACUUCAGUCUAACGCACUUCUUCCCUUGGAUGGGCGAGCGUUUCGGCCUUGGGGAAGACUCCAAGUUCACAAUGCUCAGUGGCAUUGCCCACGAUCCUAUCCAGCGUGACAUGUUCACGCCACUGUUCUUCGGCGCAAGGCUGUAUGUCCCUACCGCUGACGACAUCGGGACACCUGGACGACUCGCGGAGUGGAUGGCAGAAAACGAGGUGACGGUCACGCACCUCACACCCGCUAUGGGUCAGCUUCUGUCCGCGCAAGCGACGCGACAUAUUUCUUCUUUGAGGAACGCGUUCUUCGUCGGUGAUAUUCUUACGAAGCGUGACUGCCUGCGGUUGCAGUCGCUCGCGGCGAACGUCCGCAUCGUGAACAUGUACGGCACGACGGAAACGCAGCGCGCGGUAUCCUACUUCUUGCUCCCGAGCGUGUCCGAAGACCCUACAUUCCUUGCUACCCAAAAGGACGUCAUGCCCGCUGGAGAAGGCAUGGUCGACGUCCAGUUGCUCGUCGUGAAUCGCAAUGACAAGAACGUACCGUGUGCAGUCGGCGAGGUGGGUGAGAUCUACGUCCGCUCCGGAGGUCUUGCGGAAGGGUAUUCCGACACAGAGGCAACUGCUCAGAAGUUCGUGACGAACUGGUUCGCAGCCGACGCCCCUCCGCGCAAGGAUACUAUUCUUGAGCCGCCCUCGGUGCAACCUGGCCCCGAAGCACAGUUCUGGAAGGGGAUUCGCGACAGGAUGUACCGCUCCGGCGACCUGGGGCGGUACCUACCAAAUGGUAUCGUCGAGUGCACCGGCCGCGCCGAUGACCAGGUCAAGAUCCGUGGUUUCCGUAUCGAACUGGGCGAGAUCGACCUGUAUCUCAGCCAGCACCCGCUCAUCCGGGAGAACGUUACGCUCGUGCGGAGAGACAAGGACGAGGAGAAGGUGCUCGUGAGCUACUUCGUGCCUGUUAGCGGGCCUGGGCUCGACGAGUUUGCGAGCGACGUGCCGGAGGGCGAAGAAGAGAAGGGCGUUGUCACUGGCAUGCGCAAGUACAGGAGGCUCAUCAAGGACAUCCGGGAGUAUCUCAAGAAGAAGCUCCCGAGUUACAGCGUCCCUACUCUGUUCGUACCUCUGAAGCGCAUGCCGCUGAACCCCAAUGGAAAGAUCGAUAAACCCGCACUUCCCUUCCCUGACACAGCACAGGCCGCGCCUACCACCGCUCAGGCAGGCCCCGCAGCUUCGCCGACCGAAGAGGCCAUUCGUGCCAUUUGGGCGCGUGUUCUCCCGAGUCCACCUUCACCUAUUCCUCUCGACGAGAGCUUCUUUGACGUCGGUGGUCAUUCAAUCCUUGCGACGAGGCUUGUCUUCGAGAUCCGCAAGGCAUUCCUUAUCGAUGCACCUCUGGGCCUCAUCUUCGACAAGCCGACGAUCAGCGAGCUUGCUGCUGCAGUGGACGAACUGCGCAAUGUGGAACUUGGCUUCGCGCACGCUGAUGGGGGCCAGAAGGCUUCGACAACUGAACAGUCAGCGCUCAAGGCGGCUCUGAAGCGCUCGGUGCAGCCCAAAAAGGCGGUCAGCUACAGCGAAGACUACGAAAGCCUGUUAGCGAAGCUCCGCCCGUCGUACUCAAGCGUAUCGGAAGAUUAUUCGAAUCGCCCUCUGACCGUGUUCCUGACCGGUGCCACUGGCUUCCUGGGCGCGUUCAUUCUGCGCGAACUGCUGUCGCGGCCUGAACGUGUCAAGAAGGUCAUUGCCCUCGUCCGAGCGCCCGACGCUGAUAAGGCCCUUGAACGUCUGCGGGACGCUGCCAGUGGACGUGGCGUAUGGGACGAAGAAUGGGUUAAGCAGGCGAGGCUAGAGGUCGUUAAAGGUGACCUUGACCAGGAGCUCUUCGGGCUGGGAGUCGCGGCGUGGAAGGGCAUCGCUGGCGAGGCCGACGCCAUCGUGCAUAACGGUGCGCUGGUGCACUGGGUGUAUCCUUAUGAGCGACUCCGGCCUGCGAAUGUGCUUGGUACGCUAACGGCGAUGGACCUCGCCGCGGUUGGCAAGCCGAAGCUCUUCGUAUUCGUGUCGUCGACGUCUGCGAUCGAUACGGAGUACUACGUCCGGCUGUCUGACACAUUCUCCAGGGGCGAGGAUAGCCUGGGAGGUGUGCCGGAGAGUGACGACCUCGAGGGCGCCAGGACGUCGCUGAAGACCGGAUACGGACAGUCUAAGUGGGUUUCUGAGAAGCUUCUCUUCGAGGCGGGCAGGAGAGGCUUGAAGGGACACAUCGUCCGUCCAGGCUAUGUCGUUGGUGACUCAGAUUCCGCAGUCACCAACACCGAUGACUUCAUUUGGCGAAUGGUCAAGGGCUGCAUCCAGCUCGGCCUCGUCCCUGACAUCAACAACACCGUGAACAUGGUGCCAGUGGAUCACGUAGCACGCUGUACUACACUAGCAGCUCUCUCGCCUCUCUCGGCUCCUCGCGAUGCACAAAGCGUGUUGCACGUCGCCGCCUACCCCCGUCCUGCCUUCAACGACUUCCUGUCCUCCUUGGCGAGAUACGGCUUCGCAACGCAGCGCUGCGAGUACCUCAUCUGGCGGCGACAACUCGAGAAGCACGUCAUGGAAGUGCAGGAUAACGCGCUCUUCCCGUUGCUGCACUUCGUCCUGGACGACCUUCCGACGAGCACCAAGGCGCCAGAGCUGAACGAUGCGAACAUGCGCGCUCUCCUUGCGCCGCACAUGGAGAACACGAGCAGCACCGUGGACGAUGAGCUUAUGGGCAAGUACCUUGCGUGGCUCAUCGACGCGGGAUUCCUGCCGUCGCCGAGCAACCAGUCUCCCGAAAAGCACCUACCACGACUGGCUGGCGGCGUAAGGCGAGCUGUUGGGCGCAGUGGCGUCUAGUUGUCAUGUGUAGUUCGCUGAAAGCCCGCCUAAAGCUCCAGUGCUUAUGCAAAGGCACCAUUGGGGAAGCAAAAGUAGAGCAUGAAAAUCUGUAGCUGUAUUCUGUGUAUCAUCUAUAUUGCCACGACAGUGAUGAAGUUCAUCCGAUUCCGUGCUGCGAACUGACUGAUGCUAGCCUCCUUUGACACUCU